AUGAAGGGACAUAAUUAAGAAUAGAGUGCAGACUAUAUUUUUAAGUUCAUUUUAAUAGGAAAUUCAAGCACUGGCAAAACUUCGAUAUUGUAAUACUUCAUAAAAUAGAAUUGUACAAUAUUUAUCAUAAUUUUGAUCAACUUUAAUAGCAAGAAAGAAAGUUCAAUAAACAGUGGGAAUUGAAUUCUAAUCCAAAUUUUUCGUAUACAAGAACAAAAACAUCAAAUUAUAAAUAUGGGACACUGCUGGAUAAGAGAGAUUCCGUUCAAUCGCCAGAACUUAUUUUAAGAAUACCAUAGGAGCAAUUCUAGUUUAUGAUGUGACAAGGUAUGUCCAUCGAUUCGUCUAUUAAUAGUUAAGACUCAUUUGAAGCAUUAGAUGAUUGGAUUAAGGAUGCAAGGGAAAAUGGGAAGAGCGAUCUAGAUAUUAUUGUAGUUGGCAAUAAAAUCGAUUUGAUAGAUUAAAGAGUCGUUGAUAAAGAUUAUGCUGAACGAGAAAUGAAAAACAAAGAUGUUCUUUAUGUUGAAACAAGUGCCAUGACUGGAGAAAAUGUUGAUAAAUGUUUCUAAGCAUUGAUUGAUUAGAUCUGCAAUAAAAUUGAUAAAGGUAUAAAGUACCUCUUAGGAUAGGUCAAAUUGAAAAAGAUGAAUUCAAUCCACAAUUAAAAAACCCUUUAAAGCAAAACCUAAACAAUAAAACUAACAAUGUUUAAAGUUAAAGUUGCAAUUGCUGAUUUUCUAUAAUUAUUAGUGUG
This is a messenger RNA of Paramecium octaurelia, 754 nucleotides long. NCBI's taxonomy places the organism in Eukaryota, Ciliophora, Oligohymenophorea, Peniculida, Parameciidae. The record is from the annotation of a GenBank genome assembly.